AAACUAAGGGAAUUUUGACAUUUUGUGACACGGCAAAAAUAAAAACAAACGUAGACCUAAAAACGUUCUCAAUUCGAAUAGGAAAAGAAAAUGUGCAUUUCUUCUGUGAAAACUAAUGGAUUUAAUAAACAAUUGUCAUGCAAAAUAAAUGGCGUCGAAACCGAAAUUGUUUUUCAUGCAUUUGCCAAUAAAUGGUUUCUGCUGAUCACCCAAUAUGGACGGGUGCCAAAUAUGUAUAGCGUACAAUUUGAUUUGAAGCGCAAUGACGGUGCUCCUCUGGCUGUGCAGGGACCCAUUAAUCAUCCACAAUUUCACAUGUCCGUACCCAUUACAAUAACAUGCAAUUUUGGAGCCGAUCGUGAUGAGACACGCAGUGGCGUACAAUUUCUGGUGAACAGAUCUAAGCUCAACAAUUGUCCACACGAGUUUAUGAUUGGCCUGGGCAUUAAGGAGUUGAAUGGAGAAACUUUGCACGAAAUAGCAAAGGUUUUGGAUGAAGUCAUAGCAUAACUGCCGCAGUUCUAUUUUAAGACCAGUAGUGGGGUCCUUUAAUUAUUUGAGUUAAGCCCUUCCAAUAGCAACAGUGCCGUUAACUUUAAUUUAGGCUUUUCAUUGAUAAUUUUACUGCUAUUUCGGUAACUCAAAAAAAGAGUUAGAGAAUCCCACUAUAGGAGGAGAGAGAAAAUACGCUCGGAACAUCAUUCACUUUUUCAUAAAAAACAAAAAUGUUACUUUUUUAUUGAUUUAAAAUAAAUUUGUACAUUAAAACGUGUACAAAACUCUUAAAAAA
Molecule: messenger RNA, 790 nt
Organism: Musca domestica (house fly)
Lineage: Eukaryota; Metazoa; Arthropoda; Insecta; Diptera; Muscidae
Exons: 1
Coding region: 91-510 (139 amino acids)
Biological process (GO): proteasome assembly
Source: RefSeq, a predicted model, not a curated record